Molecule: messenger RNA, 1715 nt
Organism: Paraphaeosphaeria sporulosa
Lineage: Eukaryota; Fungi; Ascomycota; Dothideomycetes; Pleosporales; Didymosphaeriaceae
Product: PLP-dependent transferase
Exons: 2
Coding region: 275-1594 (439 amino acids)
Biological process (GO): biosynthetic process; amino acid metabolic process
Molecular function (GO): transaminase activity; pyridoxal phosphate binding
Source: RefSeq, a predicted model, not a curated record
GUAAAGUUCGCCAAAGGUCUUAAUGUGUGAAGGGCGUGCUUCAAAAGCACAUCUAAGGAAUGUAUGCCCGUUCCGCCAAUAGGACGAAAGUGAUGACGUAAUGAGAGCCAUGUAGCUCUCCCCGCCCUACGAUUGAACCAGCACGGCAAAAGCGUACGUAUAGAAUCUCAGGCCGCAUCGAAGUUCUUUGAAGCGCCUAGAAACCGGACAGCGCGUAAGUGAAAACGUGGAGUCACCGGCGGACUCUGAGUCUUAGAUUGUACGACCAACUAUCAUGACUGAAUCUUUAUUGUCAAGUCGUGGACAAAAAGAACUUACUGACGGAGCUGAUGAGCAUCAAGUAUGGGAAGUUAGUGCAAAUCAAUGGGAUCCCGAGACCAAUCCUAACGGCUAUGUCUCGCUGGGGAUUGCCGAAAAUUCCCUUUCGCAUGAUGAGCUUGCUGAGUUCCUGCGGAAUAAAUCUUUGAUAGAUCCGUCCGCAAAGGCCUUCACGUACCAAGACGGGCCUGCGGGAUCAAAGCCGGCCCGUAAUGCCAUCGCAUCUUUCUUCAACACAUACUUCCAUCCCAUUCAGCAAGUUCGAGCCGACAAUAUCAUAAUCACAAACGGUGCCAGCUCGGCUAUCGAACACUGCGCAUGGGCUUUAUGCAACUCUGGCGAGGGUAUCCUUUUGGGACGGCCAUACUAUCGUGCCUUCUUACCAGACAUUCAAACGAGAUUCGGUGUCAAAGUAGUCCCGGUCGCCUUUGGGGAGGUAGACCCCUGCGGUUUAGACUGUGUUGCUAGAUAUGAAGAGGCGCUGCUUCGGUCGAAUGCAGAUGGAGUCAAGGUGCGCGCGCUCCUACUCUGUAAUCCGCAUAACCCGCUGGGACGGUGCUAUUCGAAGGCUACCAUCGUUCAAUUGAUGCUGCUGUGUCAAAAGUAUCAAAUGCAUCUCAUCAGCGACGAAAUCUACGCACUUUCGGUCUGGGAGAACACAGUCGACAAGCUAGAGGCACCGCCAACGCCCUUUGAGUCAGCGCUGUCUAUUGACACACGCGAAAUCAUAGACGCAGCACUCGUACACGUACUUUGGGGCUUCUCCAAAGACUUCGGAGCGAAUGGGAUCAGGAUCGGCGUCAUGAUAUCGCAGCAUAACGAGCCGUUCCUGACAGCAUGUCAAACUGCAUGCAUAUACUCUUCACCCUCUUCGCUAGCCGAGAACGCAGUUGUCACAAUCCUAUCCGACCCUAACUUCCUAGCUUCUUACAUUAGAACUAAUAGCGAGCGAAUGUCGGCCGCAUACACUUACGCUGUCCAGCUGCUCCGUAGGUACGACAUUGAUUAUAUUCCUGGCGCGAACGCAGCAUUCUUCUUGUGGAUCAACCUGGGGAAGAGGUAUUUGCAGGUCUUGGGUGACUCAGCUCGCGGGAAGUCAAUGGACGCUUUUACGAACGAGAUUUUCCAGCUACUCAUGAAGAAGAAAGUGUAUCUGGUGCUGGGUGAUGCAGCUGGUGCUGAGCAGCCUGGUUGGUUCAGGAUGGUCUUCACCCAACCGCCGAGGUCUGUGGAGGAAGGCCUCAAGAGGAUAUCGGAAGCACUGAAUGGAGAGUGACAGAAGUGAGAGCGACGGUCAACAGGGAAAUCAAUUGACUGACGACUCAUUGGUCGGGUCUAUUAAAGACUACCACUACUGACAUCUGUCAAGUGUACCGGCAAAGACCACUGCAAUCAAC